UUUUCUCCGCCGAACGCGCCCAUUGACACAAUCAGUUCGUCAGGACACCAUGGUUCAUUCAACGAAAUUGUUUCCUUUUGUUUAAUCGUUAAUUUCCUUUCUCGGUGCAAAAUGCUGUCAAUGUCUCGCGUCACUUGAUGUACAGAUUGCAUGGCCGAUCGUUUCGCGAGUUGUUUCGGUGUUUUAUACGUAGUACUUAUUAAGUAGCUGUGAUAACGUGCUCUCGUAAGUAACACGUACCAUCGACUACGUUCCCCGAUUAUCCAAGACGAAUUCGUCCAAGACCUCUCGAAGGUGAAAUUAUGGCCGCGUCAUUGAAAAGCUCGCAGUAAUUCGCAUUAAUGAUGGUAGCUGCCGGAGCCACAAUUUUGAUGGCAGCUAGUGAGGAGAAUUCGUCCAAUGAGACAGAAAGUGGUACAACACAUCCAGUAAACCGGGGCUCUUGUUCGCAAUAUGGUAUACAGCGUUGUGGUCAAAGAAAUAUCGAAACGUCAGCUAAAGCAGAUGUAGCAACUUGUUCCUCGAAUAUUACAGAAAAGAAACAUUGUAGCCUUACGACUGAAAAGAAUGGUAAAAUAAUAUCCAAAGUAGAGCCGAAAGAGAGCUCUAAACUUUUGGCAGUUCAUAAGACUGCUCAGAUUCGUGAGACCAGAACUUCUAGAUUACGGGCUGCUUCCAUAGUAUUACCCAGUGGUGCAACAUUAGCGUCGAAAAGAAUACUUGGUUCAGAAAUUACCGGCUCUCAGAAGUUCAAUUCAUCAGUUAAGGAAGAAACUUCCACAUCCUUAAACGGUGGCGUCACCAUGAAUCCUGUCAAGGAGAGAGAUAAGAGCUACAAACGCAAAUCUUAUUUAAACAGGUCACGUCACACGGAGGCAGCGCCUGUCGAUCGUUUAAGUGAAACCGAGUCUAGCGAGAGACGCUCCAGAAGGCAAUCCGUCAGACGAGGUCAGGUGACCGAAACUGCCUCGGGUCCCGCCGACUCCUGCGGUAAUCGCCAAGUCGCGAGCCCGCGUAAAAAACACAACGACUCGAAAGUAGCUCAGUGCGGCACCGCGAAGAAUCUCUCGAAAACUUGUUCAUCAUCCUCCGUAGUGGCUGCCGCGAGUAGUGGCAAACGCUCGAUUUCACAUCAACCCAGUAUAAGCGACUCGGAGGUGUCGCGUCGAGUGGACGCAUUGACGGCGCUGACGCGAAUCACGAUGGAACGCGUGGAGAGACUCGCGUCCGCGACAGCGGCGGCGGCGAGCAAUUCAAGCGAGAAGACGUCACCGAGAAAGUGCGCCGCCUCGAGGCACACGCCGGUCUCGAUUCUCAAGCACAAGACGGCCGACGGCGAAGGGUGCGAGCGUCAAGCGUCGAGCGGCGCUUCUCCCCACGCGCCGUCGCCGGUUACGUUCUCGCCGUCUGUGACAGAGUCCGUCUCGCGCAAGAGACACGGCAUCCUGAAGAAACGUAGCAGCCUGGACGAGAGCGAGAUACUGCGUCGCCGUAGCUGUUCCCCGGACGUCUCCUUCGUCGACAGCACCUACUCGGAGUUCCGGCCGAUUCUGAAGAACCAAAGGCGAUCGUCCCUGGACGAGAUCGUGAAGAGAGAUCAGAGCCCGGAUCAGCAGCCGACGUCGAUACUGAAGCGCAAGUCGUCCAGGGAGGACGAUCGGGAGGUGCAUCGGUCGCUGUUAGCCUCCCCGGAGCCGCAGAGCAUCCUGAAGCGCAAGCUCGCCAACAGCGUGCGCGCCAACAGCGUGAAUCAUCACGUGACCAUCGCGCCGGAUGUUGGCAGCGCGAGCGCGUGUCUGCUUCCCGACGGCGCCGAGGGGUCGGAAGUGCGGCCGAUACUGAAGAAGAAGCACGGCAGGGAGGAGCUCGCCGGCAACGACGUCCCGUCCCUCGAGCCGCGGCCGAUACUGAAGAAGAAAUCCAGCACCGAGUCGGACGAGCACGAGCACGACAGGCCGAAGAAGACGAUCCUCAAGUCCUCGCGGAAGAACUCGUACGAGGAGGCCGGCGAGGCGGAGUCGACCUCGCCGAGGAAGCUGUCCGCGCUGAAGAACCGGCCGAUCGAGAACGUGCGGCCUAUACUGAAGCAGUCAGCCGGCAGCCGGCAUCACGACGACGCGGCGGACCUGUUCCUGCGCAAGCGAGCGCAGUCGGUGGGACACGCGCGUACCGGCGACUACGUCGAGUCGUUUCGCGCGCUGGCCAAGCGAAGGUCCCUCGAGUCCAGUUCGCCGAGCGACGUUUUGCGCGCGCCCCACCGAUCCGUCAUCUCGAAUAGUUCCGUUGUGAUCAAAGAGCCCGGUAAAGCGAAGCAGACGACGGACGACAUGGAGGAGAAGAGCAAGGCGGACUCGCGUAUACAUUUCGACGCGGCGCUUCUCACCGACGAGGCCGUCGCGAGGAGGGACGAGCAGCAGGAGGAGGCGCCGCGAGAGGAUCGUCACGUUCGUCGUAGCAACAGCGUGUCGAGAAUGACGCAACACUUCAAGGCCCUGCAGGAGAAGAUCGUCGCGGCGGAGAGCAGUCCGCAGCGCGUAACCUUGCAGCGACCGUCACACGGUGUGCAACGCUACCGCGAGCGCAAGGUGCUGAGUGGUGAGCGUUUUAACACGCAGCCGGUGACUUUCGAGGAGGUGCGCGAGGCGGUCCUGCAGAAUCAGCGCAACGCCGCGGCGUUGAGCGCCACGGACGCGUCGCCCUGCGACGAGCCGUCCAAGCUGAGCUUGGCCGAGCGCGUGCGGCUCUUCGACCGGAAGAUCUCGACCGCCGACGCGGAAAGGCUGCCGCAGAGGAGACGGCCGGCUACUCGCUACAAAACACAGCCGAUCACGUCGGAGGAAGUGGAAGUGGCGUCUCGCGUGUCACCCCUGAAUGCGAAUUACCAAUCGCAAACCUCGGUCGAUGAAUAUUCGCAAGAGUGUCAGAGGCCGCUUUACGCGCCGUUGCUCGCCGCUGCGUCUCAUCCCGAUGUGCCGAAAGGUAUUCUCAAGAGCUCCGCCGGUCAAACGCAUAAUCUAUCGCGUGCCAAGAGCCCGGAAUUACGAGGUAUGAAAUUGAUCAAGUCGGUGCUCAAGAGAGAAUGCGAGGAGUCGAUGGAGCAACAGACGACAACGACGACACUGCCGAGUUCCGCCGAGGCGUAUCCGCGUUCUAUUCUAAAGAGCAAUCUCCACUCGAGACUUCAGAGCGCCGACUCGGUGGCAUCGAGAAGCGAGGGAGACGUGCGUCUCGUCGAGAGCCAAAAUCCCGACGCUGCUGCGAAAUCAGAGAGCUCCGCCAGUAUCGUGCGGUGCGCUUUACACCGGUCCUGCGACGACGCGUCGCCGGACGACGUUGUCGACGACUGCAAGUGGCGCGACGACUCGUCCGUGGAUAAGAUCGGCCGAGCGUCGUACUACGACGACGAGGAGGAGGACGACCGCGCGUCAUCCUCCUCCGGCGGCCACGAGAUACACAACAUCAUCAUCAGCGAGGAGAAACCGCGGUAUACCGGCAACUCGUUGGCCAAGAGCGUCAGUCAACACGCCUUCGAGGAGGAGAAGCGAAAGCAACGGGUGCGCGGCUUCCCCCUGCCAGGGCUGUGCCGCAGCGCCACGCAGGUGAUCGCGUCGAUCGAGACGAGCGAGACGCCGAGCGUCAGCAUCGCCGACCGGCUGGCCGCGCUCCAUCACAGCGGCAGCACGAAUUGGCGGCGACGCGUGGCCAACGUCGACGAAAGUGCGCGCGACCUCCUCGGCUCGGAGGAGAGCACUGCGAUCAAGUCGGGCGUGCUGGCGGACUGCAUCGGCAAACUCGAGUCCGCCGCGGAGGGCUGGAGGAGGAGGAUAGUCGCGGCCGACGCGGUUAACUUCACCGUCGCCGGCAAAAUGGGCGCGCGACCGAACGACGCCGGUGGCUCGCCGCUCUUCACCGAACUCGCGACGAACGUUCUUAACCAGAAGAAGAGAGUGCCGCAGCGGUUCAAAGCGAGAAAGGAUAAAGGAUGUGUAAAUGGCGCGGUAUCGACACCUACCAGUCCGUGCAAAGAUUUGCCCUCCGCCAUGCGCAUGAGCUACUCUGAGCCCGUUAGCGACGACAGCGGUGAAGAAUGUAAAACGGAGCAUGUCAUGUCGCCGACUGUUUCAGUACCUAAAACUGACGACGAAACCUUCACCUCUUUCUUUAGCGGUGUGUCGCUGGAAAAGUGCGAAACCGAGUGUCUUGAUUUACACGAAACCGACUUCGAUAUAAUUGCACCGCAGUCCGAAUUAUUAGCGCAAAAGCGGAACAUACGAAUACAACGCAGACGGGUCACCUCGAGAAACCCUCUCAGAGCUCUCGCGGCGCGUACCGACUUAAGAUCGGAAUACACCGAAUUUCGCACGAAUAUAGCCGCGAGAACGAUCAAGAGCGUAAACGUAGAGAAACUCGCUAAGAGCUCGUCUUUUGCUGUCGAAGCUCUCGCCGGCUUGGCGUCCACCGAAGAUUUUAGCGCAGUGACUUUGAGAAAUGUGACAGAGACGAGUGUGUCCACGAAUAAGCUGCAACCAUUCAAAGAUUUAAUGCUGAUAUUGGUUAAAGGGAGACGGCAUGUUCAAGCCAGACUAGUCGAGCCUGUCGCCGAGUGCAUCAAUAGCGGUGAUAAUUAUAUACUGGUGACGAGAUCAGAGGUUUUCAACUAUAUAGGGAAAUAUAGCAAUAUCAUUGAAAGAACUCAUGCCGCCGAGAUCGCAUCGUGUAUCCUACAGAAGAAGGAUUUAGGCUGUCAGGCGGACCAAGUUAUCACCAUACACGAGGAUAAACCAACGUGCACGAGGAAUCAGGUGCAAAAGUUUUGGAGCUAUCUCGGUGUGCUCGACAGUGAGGAGCUAAAUGUUGUCGAGGCUGGUCAUCCUGACGAAGAUGAAUUGUACGAGUCCGCUAUUAUCGACACGAAUAUGGUGUACGAAUUGAAGGAUAAACAGCUGAUACCUCACGAGAAGUUUUGGGGUACACUGCCGAAAAUAGAAAUGCUCGACCAAAACAAGAUCCUGGUAUUUGACUUCGGCACGGAGAUGUACAUCUGGAGCGGCAAGGGAGUCUCGACAGACAAGAAGAAGCUGGCCACUCAGCUCGUUACGGAGAUUUGGAAGGACGGAUACGAUUACGCUGAAUGUACGAUUUGCCCCAUUAAUGCGGCCCGCAUGCUCGGUGGCCGGCGCGGUGAUUCGCCCACGGCCGUCAAAUCUGCCAAGAGCAGGCCCGAGUGGUGUCUGCUCGCCAAGUUGACGCAACAUGUCGAGACAAUACUCUUCCGGGAGAAGUUCCUCGACUGGCCUAAUAGCACCAAUGUGAUCAAGGCGCGCGGCAGGAAGGACGACGUGCGACAGAUCGACGGCGCUGCGAUCGUGCAGCUGGACGAUAACGACGAGAUGUGGCUGCCGAAUGACACCCCGGUCGAUUUUGUACUGGAGGGCUGUCACCUGGGCAGAGGUAUUGGUUGUUACGAUAGCGAGUUGAAAAAGGAAUAUGUCGUCACUACGACCAGCGUAAUGGUAUGGCAUAUCGACGAAUUUUCGCACACGCUUUUAGACGGAUCGUCCAUCGGCCAGUUCCAUUCUGGUGACAGUUAUAUCGUUCAAUGGACGUAUUCCGUCACGAUCACCGGCAGAGAACUCAGUGGCCUGCCGUCCAAACAUUCGGCGAAAGGUCGCGACAGGUCGGUGUAUUUCAUUUGGCAGGGCCGAAACGCGUCUUUGAACGAACGAGGUGCCGCGGCACUUUUAACGGUCGAAUUGGACAACGAUCGAGGCCCUCAGAUUCGCGUUGUUGAAGGACAUGAGCCGGCUGCGUUCUUAAAUUUAUUCUCAGGAAGGAUGAUAGUACACAGCGGUAAAAAAUCCGAGAAUAGGAGCGAGAAACGAUGGAGAUUGUACAUUUGUCGAGGUACUUUGAAAUCCGAGACAUACCUGAACGAAAUCCCCUGCAGCACUCGGCAAUUAAGAAGCAGAGGUUCCUUCGUGUUGCUGGACACUAAGAAUGCGAAAGCAUACAUCUGGCAUGGGAAUAAUACGUUGCGUCACAUUAGAGAGAACGCUUUAAGUGCUGCGAACAAAUUGAGAGAGAACCGACCCGACGAAACCGGAUUAUCAAGCGAAGUUAACGUACAGAUAUGCGAAGUUCAAGAAAGUUCGGAACCGGAGGAAUUUAAAAACGCAUUAGGUGGCAUAAAUAAAAAACUAUAUUGGUCACUGGAGACGGCUGAGAUGCAGGAUCAUACACCGAGGCUUUACCACUUAUCAAGCAUAUUGAAAACACUUCGCGCAGUGGAGAUACUCUGUCCGCAUCGCGCGGACCUCGCGACACCGUUUCCUUUCUCGCAGGACGACCUGUAUCAAGCGAGCCAACCAGCCUUAUUUUUAUUGGAUGACAAGGAUGUAAUUUGGAUCUGGCAAGGAUGGUGGCCUGACAGCGGUACGGAAGAUCAAUCCGGCAGCAAGACUGUCCGAUGGCAGGCCGAACGAAGGGCGGUAAUGACGACAGCGAUACGAUACUGGCGAAACACCCGAAGCGCCCGAACGACGAAUCUUCCUAUAUACUUAAUUUGGGCUGGUUUAGAGCCGUUGCAAUUUAUCAGUCUUUUCCCCGAAUGGACAUAUCGGGACGACGUUGCUGAAUUGAACAUAGAGGAUGGCCGAAAUCCAGGAGAAGUAUUGACCGUGGAGAAUGAACUGGCCCGUCUGACACAAAGCACAUAUCCUCCUGCUCAGUUGUUGCAGAGACCUUUACCCGACGGAGUUGAUCCAACGCGCUUGGAGCUGUACUUAUCUCAGCAACACUUUCAAGAGCUACUGGGAAUGAGCAAAGAGGAAUUUCAACAGCUUCCAGUCUGGAAACAGGUGAAUCUUAAAAAAGAAAUCGGAUUGUUCUGAUGGAUCGUUUUGGCUGCCAACACUGCGAUUAAUAGCUGCCCUUGUAAAUUCGAGUUUACGUGUUAAUUGUUUCACGAUGUUUUUGCGAGUUGAAAGAGUCUCGACUUCUAAACGCAUUUUUGUCGAAACUUGUAAUCUCGUAUAAUUAAGAACGAAACGUUUCAAAAACCAGCGAAUAAUCAUCACCGACGAUAUAGCGUAAUAAACUGAUUAAUUAAGAAGAAACAACUCGCUCGGUAAUACAUUGUGUCAGUACUGUCUGAAUUAUAUAUGUAUAAUUAUAUAUAUAUAUAUAUAAACACAUGAAAACGUAUAUAUAUAAUAUAUAUAAUAGGCCGCGCGUACGAACAGAUAAUUAUAUAUUUUUAAUACCUGCUAAUUGUGUGCGAAUCAGCUUGCGAACAUUUUCUUUAUAUUUGUAUGGUCUUUAUAUUUGCGAGUGAGUGAUAUAUGCUGUUACGGCUUAUUCUUUCGCGCGUGAUAUCUGUAUGAGACCGUUUCUAUAAUUUACAACAUAUUCUGCGUUUCUAAAUAGUAUUUCACAAGAAAACACUA
Molecule: messenger RNA, 7445 nt
Organism: Dinoponera quadriceps
Lineage: Eukaryota; Metazoa; Arthropoda; Insecta; Hymenoptera; Formicidae
Gene: Svil
Product: supervillin-like
Exons: 24
Coding region: 342-6890 (2182 amino acids)
Biological process (GO): actin filament severing; actin polymerization or depolymerization; cytoskeleton organization
Cellular component (GO): actin cytoskeleton; cytoplasm
Molecular function (GO): phosphatidylinositol-4,5-bisphosphate binding; actin filament binding
Source: RefSeq, a predicted model, not a curated record